AUGGUGUUCAAAUCCAAAUACCCAGAUAUUGAAUACCCCACAGACUUGACAGUGUGGGAAUGGGCAUUUGAGGACAAGAGGUACUCGCCAAUAUUUCGCAAUCCGCCUAGCAAGUUGGCAGGGUUCUCCAAUGCUGUUACUCGGGAACGUCUAGACUUCCUUCAAGUCAAGGAACAUGCGACCCAUUUAUGCACUGCUCUGACAAGCCAAUACGGCCUGGGCAGAGGCGACACUGUAUCUCUGUUUAGCCAGAAUAGUAUAUGGUACCCAGUGGCCAUGUUCGCCGUUUUGAGGGCAGGGGGUAGAGUCAAUGGGGCAUCUCCCUCUCACACCAUAGACGAGAUGGCAAAUGCUCUAAAGACAGCGGAUACCAAGUUCAUCAUGACAGUACCACAAUCCAUCGACACAGCCCUCGCCGCUGCGCGAAAAGUUGGGAUCCCUAUUGAACGCAUAUUCUUACUUGAAGGGGAGCUCCAGGGCCAUGCUUCAAUGCCUCAACUGUUGGAAAUUGGGCGAUCUCGGGGCGAAGAAGGACAGACACCCUUUUUUCGGAUUGCGAGUGGCCAGACCAACGAUGUCUGUGGUUACUUGAACUUUAGUAGUGGAACAACCGGGCUUCCGAAAGCCGUCAUGCUAUCACAUCGAAAUGUGAUCGCCCAGUGUCUUCAGCUGGGGUCUGCCUCCGGACCCGAGAGGAGGAGAUUUUUAGCUUGCCUGCCCCUGUUCCAUAUUAGCGGUCUUGUUCGCUUCCUACACUGGCCCUUUGCUAGUAAUGACGAGUGUGUCAUGUUACCACAGUUCACAAUGGAGAACUUUCUAAAGGCCAUUGAGCAAUUCAAAAUAACCGACCUCGCCCUCGUGCCUUCUAUCGUCAAUCGCUUGGUCAAUGACCCUAUGGUGGCCAAAUACGACCUAACAAGCGUCAAGCUCAUCGCGUGCGGGGCGGCACCAGUAGGGGAGGAAGUUAUUAAGCUUCUUGAGAAGAAGUUGCCCUGGACAGGGUUCAGGCAAAGCUAUGGCAUGACAGAGUCCUGUUGCUGCUUGACAACCCAUCCUCCCGAAUUCUACAGCUACAAGUAUGCCGAUAGCGGGGGUGUACUUUUGGCAUCCACGGUCAUCAAAAUUGUUGACCUAGACUCUGGAAAAGAGCUUGGACCCAACGAGACUGGAGAAAUACUCGCCAAGGGGCCACAAAUUGCCAUGGGAUAUCGUGCCAACCCAAAGGAAACAGCCGAGACCUUUGGAGCCGAUGGGUUUUUACACACAGGGGAUAUCGGCUGUGUAGACGACAUAGGCUUCAUCCACAUCGUUGAUCGCAUCAAAGAGAUGAUCAAGGUCAAAGGCCAACAAGUAGCGCCAGCAGAUUUAGAACAGCUUCUGCUCGGCCAUCCAGCCGUUGAAGAUUGUGCGGUGCUAGGGAUACCCGACGACCGGAGCUCAGAACGACCAAAAGCUUUUGUUGUAUUGAAGCAUACUGUAAGUCCAAAUCAUGAGAUUGCAAGAGAAUUAUUGCAGUACGUCAAAGAUAGGAAAAUUAGGUACAAGUGGCUGAAGGAAAUUGAGUUCAUUUUUGAAGUGCCAAAAAGUCCGAGUGGCAAGAUACUCCGGCGGGUUCUGCGAGGCAAGAGAGCUAGAGAGGAUACUUUGUUCAUUUUCAGAGAUAUUGCAGAGAGUUCCAGGCUCUGA
Clonostachys rhizophaga is the source of this 1686-nucleotide messenger RNA. Lineage: Eukaryota; Fungi; Ascomycota; Sordariomycetes; Hypocreales; Bionectriaceae. The record is from the annotation of a GenBank genome assembly.